Molecule: messenger RNA, 1244 nt
Organism: Spirodela intermedia
Lineage: Eukaryota; Viridiplantae; Streptophyta; Magnoliopsida; Alismatales; Araceae
Source: the annotation of a GenBank genome assembly
AUGAUUACACGUUUCUUCAGAUAUUUUAAUUUUAAUUUUUUAUAUAGGUAAAUAUUUAUCUUCAUGUAAAAUUUAAUCCACAUUUUUUUAUAAUAAUAUAAAUGAAAAUGCAAAGAUAUGUAGGUUUAAAUAAAGUUCAAUACCUAGCUAUUUUGUUUUCUUGCCUUACAUACCAAGUUAAUUGAUAACCUCCUUUAUUUUCCAAUUUGAUCAGAAAAUCAUCGAAAAUUUUCUGACAAUUUUUUUUUUAGCAAAUGGAUCUAAUUUCUGAGGUUACACCUAACUUGCUUAAAAGGACUGAAUUACCCCUGAACUCAAUUACCAUUUUGUUGUUCCUCAUGGCUGGGAGGGCAGGAAGAGGGAGGCCAAUGAUGCCUGACUUGAAGGAGAGGAGGUAGAGGAGCCCAUCAGGAUGGUAAAGGUAGAGACGCCCAAUGGGGAAGAGGGGGAGAGAGAGAACGUAAGUGAAAAUUAGUAGGGUCUUUCAUGCACCAAUCACCAUAUCCACACUAGAAACAAAAAUCCAUGCAGUCCACACUAACAGAUAUUUGUGAGGACAAUUUAUAGUUUCAAGGGUUAUUUAGUCCUUUCACUAAGUGGAAUUUUUUUAAAAAUCGGUAAAAUUAGAUGGAAUAGUAUGCUAUUUUUCAAAGAACAAUGUGGCUUAUGGAUAGUCUAGUUGCUUUGUAGGCAGCUAAAAUCAAAUAACUCUUAAAUAAGUACAAAAAACUUGGAUAAAUGCAAAUUUUCACGAUAAUGGCCACAGAUAAAACACAAUUUAGUAUCUUUAAUAUUUAUACACCAUCAUGUUUGUUAUGUCUACAAUCAAAGAACAUGCAUUUCCAAUGUAUCCAUGUACUCCCCUUGUUACUUCAAUCACAUGAAUACUAUUUUUGGAGUUUGAGAAAUCUACAAAAAUCGAACGAACUAGUAACACCCAUGUUUGGAAUCGUUACACCGCAAGAUGGGGAGGCAAAGAGACAGCGAACAGCUAGUUCUAGAGUGGAGGAUGUGAAGUAAUAGACCUUGUCGCCGCCACUACAACAACACUACCACCACCCCCACCUCAUCAGCCACCACAUCGACCUUCUCUCUCUCCACACCAUUUGCUCAUGCAGUCACCACAGAGGCGGGCUGAUGGCGAGCAAGACCCGUCUCCAUCAGCUCAGGAGACACCGGCAGUCCGAGUUCAGCUCGAUCGACGUGCAAAGACGAAGGAGCCUGGCUUUCACUACACGGCCUAG